Molecule: messenger RNA, 2100 nt
Organism: Lodderomyces elongisporus
Lineage: Eukaryota; Fungi; Ascomycota; Pichiomycetes; Serinales; Debaryomycetaceae
Product: putative zinc metalloprotease
Exons: 1
Coding region: 1-2100 (699 amino acids)
Molecular function (GO): carboxypeptidase activity
Source: RefSeq, a predicted model, not a curated record
AUGCUGAACCAUCAUCAUUAUGAGCGGCUAGACUCUGGGUCACGGUCAGGAUCACAAUCAGGAUCGGGGUCUAGUACUUUGCGAACUACUACAAAUUUAGACUUGCCAGCACAUCCGCCACAGUACAAGGACAUCGGCAACGGCAACGGCUUUGAUAACGAUAACAACAUUGAUUCAGCUUUAUACCAUGCAUCGGCAUCUUUAGAUUCUGAUCCCACAGGCUUACCAGGCUCCUCUCCUUCUUCUUCUUCUUCUUCGCGCAUGCUACAGUUUGAGAUAGACGAACCGCAACCUGAACAAACAUUCAUUAAUCGAGCACAAUCAUUUUCAAAAAAGUUUGCCAAUAAUUUCCAAACACGAAUACUACAUCCCGUGAGCAAAAUGAUCGACCCCAUAUACGAAGGAUACAAGUUUUUGCAACUACAUUAUGAAAAGCUGAUUCUCAAGUUGGGUAACCCUUUGGUUGUGAAACGUUUAUUGUACGUUUUGAUAAUGAUGUUGGUUAUCUUUGGAAUAUCAAGAUAUACCGCUAAUGAGUACUUUAGUGGACCUGCAAGUAGUGGUGGAGCAUUUUCAAGUGGACAGUAUGAUCUCACAGAGAAAAUAAUGGCCGAAGUUGCCGAGAUGAUUGACGCAAAAUCGAUGAAAGAACAUCUCGAGUAUUUCUCAUCUGUCCCCCACAUCAGUGGCUCAAAGGGCGAUCUACUAUUGGCAAAAUAUACAGAAUUGUUUAUGAAAACAAAUGGUCUCCAAAACGUGGGACUAAAUGAGUUUAGUACAUUUCUCAAUUAUCCCAGUUCCGAAAACACCUAUAUAAGACUGUUGGAUGGCUCUUUUACAGCUAAAUUGUACGAAAAAGAUAAUCAAGGCAUGGAGUCCUUAGCCUACAACCAAAACGUUUUGAACAAUGUCGAAGUAAUCAAGACUCAAUAUGUCUAUGCUAAUUACGGUUCUCAUCAGGACUUUGAAAAUUUGCAAAAACAUGGUGUUGAUAUCAAUGGGAAAAUCGUGUUGGUAAAAUAUGGCGGAUCCACACCAGAGCCAAAAAAGAUAUUCUUUGCCCAACAGCACUCAGCAAAAGCUGUUAUUUUUAUAACACCGCAAGUGGAACCUACUGGUGAUGCGAUACAGAAGGAAAGCAUUGCUUUUACUCGAUUGGUCACGGGCGACUCACAAGGCUUUGGGUGGCCAACAAAUGAAGAUGGGUAUGUGACCAAGUUAUCAUGGGAGAUGUCGGAAAUUGUGCCAAAAAUAGUCUCAAUUCCAAUAUCUUGGAGAGAUGGAGAGAAAUUGAUAAAGAAGCUAGCAGAUGGCUAUAAAUUCGAUGAUGGAUUUAGCGGUACUGGAAAGAACGGCGAGGAUUCAUUUACACUUGAGAUGAAAGUGGACAACAUCGAUAGACCACACCAUCCGAUAUGGAAUGUAAUGGGCUCGAUAAAUGGAAGAGGAAUAGGCGAGCAAGGUGUUAUUAUCGGGGCACAACGAGAUGCAGCUUGCUAUGGAACAAUUGGAAGCAGCACCGGGAUGGCUGCUUUCCUUGAGCUUAUUAAAAUCUUGACUACAUUGCAGCGGAAAUACCAAUGGGCACCAUCAAGACCAAUUUAUUUCAUUUCCUUUGACGCAACAGACUAUAAUCUUGCCGGUUCCACAAAAUGGAUUGAGAGUCGGAAAGAUGCAUUGAGGCAAGAUGGAUUCUUAUAUAUCGACAUGAGUGAUUUGGUCUCCGGAGAUGAACUACAGGUCAAUAUGCAUUCAUCUAUGAAGAAAAUAGUACACGAUGCCUUGAAAAAAGUCAGCACAGGAGGCGAAUCGCUUUUAAAGGUUAUUGAGAAUCAGAAGAAGCCAAAUCUUGAAAAUAAUUUUCUGGAGACGAAAAAUUAUAUGCCAUUUAUUAAUCUUGUCAAAAUACCUGCUUUGGAAGUCAAAUAUAAAGGCAAAACGUACCCAAAGAACUCGUGUUACGACGAUUUUGAGAACUUUGAAAAGUCAAACAUCGACAAGCUGAUGCUGAAGCAUUCUCAAUUGGUUGAAUUGUUAUCCUACAUCAUUCUAGAUUUUGUCGAAACACCUAUAGCGCCAUAUGAUUACGUCCCACUGUAA